GCGGGGCCGCUGGGCUGGUGUCAAACUUUGGGAAUGACAGGAGUGCUGCAGGAUUCGCAAAGAAGGGGAAGUGUCGCCCUCGCUGGCUCUGUUUGGAUAACUUUGACUUCUUCUUUACGUGCAGUCUCUGGAUUCCCCCCCGUUCCGCAGAUAUAAGUCCUGCUUUCAGCGGAUUCUUCAGCCAUGUCGGAGGACCUGAGCUCCCAACCCUGGUCCAUCAACAAAGAUGACUAUGAGCUGCACGAGGUGAUUGGAAGUGGAGCCACGGCAGUGGUUCAAGCAGCCUACUGUUUACCCCGCAAGGAGAAGGUGGCCAUCAAACGCAUCAACCUAGAGAAGUGCCAGACCAGUAUGGAUGAACUCCUGAAAGAGAUUCAGGCCAUGAGCCAGUGCCACCACCCCAAUAUAGUGACUUACUACACCUCCUUCGUUGUAAAGGAUGAGCUGUGGCUGGUUAUGAAGCUGCUCAGUGGUGGCUCAGUCCUCGACGUGAUCAAGCACAUCAUCUCACGGGGCGAGCACAAGACGGGCGUCCUGGACGAAGCCAGCAUAGCCACGGUGUUGAAAGACGUGCUGGAGGGUCUGGAGUACUUACACAAGAAUGGACAAAUUCACAGAGAUCUCAAGGCUGGAAACAUUCUCCUUGGAGACGAUGGUUCAGUGCAAAUUGCAGACUUUGGCGUCAGUGCCUUUUUAGCCACAGGUGGUGACAUCACCCGAAACAAAGUGCGCAAAACAUUUGUUGGAACGCCGUGCUGGAUGGCUCCAGAGGUCAUGGAGCAGGUGAGGGGUUAUGAUUUCAAAGCGGAUAUUUGGAGUUUUGGGAUCACGGCGAUAGAGCUCGCCACAGGAGCGGCACCUUAUCACAAAUACCCACCGAUGAAGGUCUUGAUGCUGACGCUGCAGAACGACCCGCCCGCUCUGGAGACGGGCAUCACAGACAAGGAGGUGGUAAAGAAAUACGGCAAGUCCUUCAGGAAGAUGCUUUCCCUGUGUCUACAGAAGGAUCCAGAGAAAAGGCCAACAUCCUCAGAGUUGUUGAAGCAUAAAUUCUUUCAGAAGGCAAAGACCCACGAGUAUUUACACGAGAGGCUGCUUCAGAGGGCGCCCACAAUAACGGAGAGAUCGAAAAAGGUACGUCGAGUGCCGGGUUCCAGCGGACGGCUGCAUAAAACGGAGGAUGGCGAAUGGGAAUGGAGUGACGACGAGCUCGAUGAGGAAAGCGAGGAAGGCAAAGCAGCUAUUUUAGCUUUAAGAGAGCAGCAGGUGAAGCCUGUUAGUGCCACCAGGCGACAAGUGCGCUUCUCGUACCCGCUCGAGCUGCCUGCAUCCAGGUCUCCGAGGGUGAAGGAGGGAUCUCAGAAUUCAGAGAUUUUCCAGACUCCUGAGCCUUUUAGUAGUCAACUCCAGCCGGUGGCGGCGGGCCAGGCUGAACUACCUCAGGCUGCAGGCCACGUUCCUCUGCAGCCCACUCCAGUCAACACUCAGCCCACUGCCCAGGCUGCAUGUCCCUCAUCCAGCACUCCUGCUGCUGCCGCUCAGAUUCCAGCUGCCUCAGGCGAUGUCAAAGCUCCCAUUAGUUUGGUAUUAAGGUUAAGAAAUUCAAAGAAAGAGCUAAAUGACAUCCGUUUUGAGUUUCUGCCAGGUAGAGACACUGCAGACGGUGUUUCCCAGGAGCUCGUGUCGGCAGGUCUAGUGGACGGGAGGGACUUAGUAAUAGUUGCUGCAAAUUUGCAGAAAAUAGUUGAAGAGCCUCAAGCCAAUAAAAACGUCACUUUCAAGCUGGCUUCUGGAAUCGAGGGAUCUGAAAUACCAGACGAUGUCAAGUUGAUGGGCUUUGCUCAGCUCAGCAUUAGUUAAACUGUUGUUCUACCUGGGACCGUGACUUGCCUAAAAAAUGUGAAAAUUAAAAAAAAAAAAAAAAAAAAAUAGUUUAAUGCAUUUUUUUUCUUUCCAAGGCUGUAAAGAAACCACUACUGCCAAAGAAAAUGAUACCAUUUUGCCACCCAUAGGAUUAUACAAAUACCACCUCAUUGAAUCAGGUGGUCAGCUGAAGUAUCAGAGCGUACAGUGUGAGAAUCACUCAGAAAAAAGUUUACAAUGUUUAUCCAGAAGGAUGAAAGAACCUACGAGAAACUGCUUUCAUUUGCCGCUCUGAUCCCCCUCGUUCUGUUAUUUUCUCUCUAACAUGUCAUGCAUUUGCACAAUCUGAACUAAAGCCCUUGAAUCCCGAUAAGUGUAAUAAUGCCUUAUACUCAUCAGAACUACUGAAUGCACGUCUUGGGGAAACCCCCUCCCCCUCCCGCUACCAUGUGGAGCAUUAUGUUGUCAGAAAUGUACAAACGUCACUUCAGGUGCAGAUGCCAAAUGUUUUACUUUAGUUUAAAGGAGGUGGGACGCAAACGCGUGCAAACUCCAGCACGUUUUAAACAUGUAAUCACAGAUUUUCUCCUUUUUUUUUUCUUCUUUUGUUCCCAAUCAUUGGAUUGCUCAUAUACAGUGUGUAUAUUUUGUGUUGGAAGUAGCCCUCGUGUAACUUGUAGGGUUAGUGUUCAUCGAAACCAGUGCCAAAUGAAAUCAGAAAUCUAUUAGCUUAUGUCUAAAUAGUGACCUCCUUCUACGUUUGAUUAGUAACUGAAGUAAAAGGUUUUGCAGCAGCUGAAACGACGCAUAUUUGUCUGUCUGGUAUUAGUUUGUCUGUUUGAAAUCAGUUUCAGAAACUCUUAGAGAAAAAGACUUAAGUGCAUAUUUGUUUAUGUGGAUGAAAAUAAGUAGCCUACCUGAUUUAACCUCUAGUAUGUAAAUAAUGACAUUUUGGCUUUGAUUGGUUUUUAUACUGUGUUUCACUCUGCCUUUUUUUCCGUCUCAUGACAGUGUGGGUUGAAGGAAGACAACGCUGCGUUUUUUUGUUUGGUUUGAAUUCCCUAUUUUAAAACAUUUUGGGAGGAAAUACUGUUGCUGACUGUACGUCAAGUAUGAUGCUCAUUCACCAUUAAUAUUCAAUACAUUUUCAGCUUUUAAUGCUUCUGCCUUUGAAAAGUUUGAAUAUAUUUUACUGUGCAACCACAGCUGUGCUGAUCUACCGCUUUAGUUUCGCCCAAAAUGUCAAGCCGAGUAAAAGUAAAACUGAUCCUGAAGUCUCUAUUAGAGCCUGUUUACAGUCACUAGACCGUUGAACCAACACUUGAAAUCACAUGGCUGCUUUUUAAAUACCUAAAAUGAAGAAAAUCUCAGCUCUGACUGAACAGUUUCUAUGAUCAGCAAUUUGCUCUCAGUUUAGAUUCAAAAAGGCUGUCAGCACGGAUCUUACACAUCUUUUCAUCCUCCCUCCGGAUGAAUAAUCCACAGCCUGAUGAUGAAUGUGUGUCUUGUUCUGACGGCAAUAUGAGAUCCACCGACGUCUCCUCUAAUGUGAAGAUCUGAGAUUCCAGCGAGGUUUUAAUAUUUAAUUUGGUGAUGUGACAGUGUCAUAACCCUCCAGAUGCCAUAUUAAAUGAAACUGAAUGCAUUUUUUUUUUUUUUUGCUUGCAGAUAAAUUGUUAGAGGAAAACUUUGUAUUUUGACUAUGAAGAUGUUAAAUUUUAUGCAAGCCUUAAAUUGAAAAUGAUUAACUGUAUUUUUUUUUCUUUUUCCUUUUUUUCUGACUUAAAAAUGUAGCUCUUGUUACACAUGAAGAUUCUUGAAAUAAAGAUAUCUACAGGUGUGUCUACCCUGUGUUCUCAAAGGGAGGCAAAUAAAAAACCAACAACCCAUAAAUAAAGCAGCACAUGUUAUUUUGAAAGCUGCAGGACUUGACGCCGUUGUGCUGGUGUAGUUUCCCACUGACCACACACGUUGAUGGGAUCGAUGUAUACGAACCCUGACAUGAGGUUGAGCCCUGCUUCUGUCAAAGUCCCAAGAUCUGAUGACUCGUAUCUUCUCAUCUUCUCGCCCACCUGUCCAGCUUACGUGCCAUCUCAUGAAACUUGCAUGAAAACAGAAGGUCAAGGCUGUUUUACACCCAUUUUUCUUUACUCCUUUAUUUUAUUUUUUAGUGUUUUGAGUUCAAAGCAUGUUUCUACUGAUCAUUUUCAAUCAAUAAAGAACAACAAUAAAGACCA
Cololabis saira (Pacific saury) is the source of this 4100-nucleotide messenger RNA. It is a transcript of the gene oxsr1b, whose product is annotated as oxidative stress responsive kinase 1b. Gene Ontology annotation, molecular function: ATP binding; protein serine/threonine kinase activity. The transcript is spliced from 19 exons. Bases 184 to 1860 code for a protein of 558 amino acids. Gene Ontology annotation, biological process: protein phosphorylation. Lineage: Eukaryota; Metazoa; Chordata; Actinopteri; Beloniformes; Belonidae. The record is from RefSeq and is a predicted model, not a curated record.